Molecule: messenger RNA, 9009 nt
Organism: Centropristis striata (black sea bass)
Lineage: Eukaryota; Metazoa; Chordata; Actinopteri; Perciformes; Serranidae
Product: latent-transforming growth factor beta-binding protein 4
Exons: 35
Coding region: 224-5464 (1746 amino acids)
Molecular function (GO): calcium ion binding
Source: RefSeq, a predicted model, not a curated record
GGAGUGUUUAGGGAAAAACAGAGUACGGAGCGAGAGAGGGGGAAGCGUCUGGUCGUUUUCUUCUUCCUUCCUUCCCUCCUUUUUUCCUGCGACGCUCGUUUUCAUUCCACCUCAGAGGAAGAAAGAGAGAGAGGGACGAGUGAGGUAGAGGGAGAGUUAGAGGGAGAGGUUUAGGAGUUUGGACGAUGCAACUCUCUCAGAAACUCUGAGUGCAACGCUCGAAAUGCUGCAGCCUCGACUCUGCUGUUUUCUGUCGUCUGUCCUCAUCGUCUUCAUCUCCCCUCUGCCAGCUGAUGGACAGACAGUCUCAGGAGGAGGAGGAGGAGGAGGAAGAGGAGGGGUGGAGACGGUCCAGGUGAUGUUCACGCCCACCAUCUGCAAGGUGCGCUGCAGUCAGGACAGAUGUGUCAACUACUGUGAGCGAGGAAACGUGACCACACUGUACAGCAGUGGGGGGGGAGGAGGAGGAGGAGGAAGGAGAGACAGCUCCCAUGGACCAGGCUUCAGAGUCUUCGUCUGUCCUCUGCUCUGUAAGAACGGAGGCGUCUGCCUGCAGAUGGAUCGCUGUCUCUGCCCGCCAAACUUCACCGGGAAGUUCUGCCAGAUCCCCGUUGCCCCCACCGCUGCAUCUGCAUCUGCAUCGCCCUCCUCCACCUCCACCAAUGAGAUCGUCAAGCCUGCACUGCUGACCCAGUCUGAGUUCCUGCUGCCUCUGGGACAGAACCAGGAGACUGGGAGGUCUGGGGCUCCAGCUCCCAGCCCAUCCAUGGUGAAGGUCAGGGUGCAGCACCCCCCUGAGGCCAGCGUGAAGAUCCACCAGGUGCUGAAGGUGUCUGGAUAUAAUCCAGCCCUUGAAGCACUCUCCUCCUCCUCCUCAGGUUCGGCAGGGGCUCCGGCUCCUGCUCCAGCAGGUGGGCCGGUCCAGGCCCAGACAGUGAGAGGGGGCGGCACGUUCACCCAGCAGUCCGGCUUCAAGUACUGCUUCAGAGAGGUCAAAGACGGACAGUGCAGCUCUCCUCUGCCUGGUCUGAGAAACAAGGAAAUGUGCUGCAGAGGGCUUGGGAAGGCCUGGGGCAUCACCGACUGUGUCCUCUGUCCUGAUAAUACAGGUCCAAACAGCAGCUGUCCUGUUGGUUUUGAGCGAGGCAAUGGAACGCAGUGUGUCGAUGUGAAUGAGUGCCUCCAACCGGGGCUGUGUGAGAACGGGAUCUGUGUGAACACAAGGGGGAGCUAUAGCUGUGUGUGUAGGGCGGGUUACAUCCUUGAUGCCUCACAUGGAAUCUGCAUCUCCCAGAGUGUGAUCUCAGAUGAGAAGGGUCAGUGUCACCGGGUUCUGGGUUCAGGUCAGGGUCCGUCCUCCUGCUCCCUGCCCAUCCUCAGGAACAUUACCAAGCAGAUCUGCUGCUGCAGCCGAGUGGGAAAAGCCUGGGGCCCCAACUGCCAGAGAUGUCCCUACUUUGGUUCAGUGGCAUUUAAGGAGAUCUGUCCAGCCGGUCCUGGUUUCCACUACUCUGCUUCAGCACUGCAAUUCACCCAGAGAGCCGCUGAGCAGCUGGGCAGCCGAGGAGCUCUGCUGGUAACACACAGCAACCAGGAUCACCAGGGUCCUGGUUCUGGGUCCAGCAGCAGCGGAGCCUCCAGGACCCAGGAGAAACCCUCUACCUCUGGAGCAACAGCUGGUGGAGGAAGUUCUGCUUCAGGUGUCGGAUCCAGUGCUGCAUCAGGUGGUAGCAGCAGAACCCAGUUCAGACCUAGUCGGCCUCAGCCUCCUCCUCAGCCUCCGCCUCCGCCUCAACCCAAGCCCCUGCCUCAGCCUCAGCCCCGCCCAGUCGACUCUCCCUCCUUCAGGCCUGUGCAGCCUGGCAGUACCAGCAUCACGUCCACCCAGGACAAACCCCAGACUCCAGGCAGACCCACCACCCAGCAGAAUCGUCCAGAUUCUGCCCCCUCAAUCACAACCCAACCAAGACCACAGCCUCCAACCACUGGGAGUCAAGCAGGCGGGCAGCCCCCCUACGUGUCGUGGCCCGAUCAGCCAGCAGGUAGAGGGGACUCCCUCCCCGCUCCGGCCCAGCCAGAGAGCCCCGUCCAGAAGGUGCGAGGUGUGUGUGAGAGCAGACCUGGUGUGUGUGGCCGUGGCCGCUGUGUGGAUCAGCCAGGAGGGAAACACACGUGUGUGUGUGAUCAGGGAUACCAGCCCAACUCUCAGCGCACGUACUGCCAAGAUUUGAAUGAGUGUGUGCAGUCUCCAGGUGUGUGUGCAGUGGGAGAGUGUGUGAACACCAUUGGAAGCUACAGGUGUGUGUGUCCGUUCGGAUACAGGAGCAGCAGCCAGCAAACCAGCUGUCAAGACAUCGACGAGUGUCUGCAGAAUCCCUGCAGCAACGCUCGCUGUGAUAACACACCGGGCAGCUACAGGUGUGUCUGUCGCCUUGGUUACAGGCUCACCGGCAACACCUGCACAGAUGUAGACGAGUGUGAGGACGCUCUGCAGUGUCCGGGUCAGGAGUGCAUCAACAGUCCGGGCUCGUACCGCUGCGUGUCCUGCCAGCCCGGCUUCGGCCUGCUCAACAGGCUCUGCACAGACAUCGACGAGUGUCGCCAGGCUCCCUGCUCCAACGGUCGCUGUGAAAACACACCUGGAAGCUUCCAGUGUGUCUGCCGCUACGGCUUCAAGCUCCAGAACAACACCUGCACAGAUGUGGACGAGUGUGCGGAGCCGUCUCAGUGUCCCGGACAGAAAUGUGUGAACACUGUGGGAUCAUACCGCUGUGUGUCCUGUCAACCCGGAUACACACUCAUCAACAGACAGUGUGAAGACAUAGAUGAGUGUGAGGACAGAAAGUCAUGUCCUGGUCAGCGGUGUGUGAACACUGUAGGAUCUUACAGAUGUGUGAACUGUCAGCCAGGAUAUGAAAGUGUGAACGGACUGUGCACAGAUGUGGAUGAGUGUGUACUGGAUUCUCAGUGUCCUGGUCAACAGUGCGUGAACACUGUGGGAUCGUUCCGCUGUGUGCCCUGUGAGCCUGGAUACAGCAGAAAGGAUCGCUCCUGCCAAGAUAUAGAUGAGUGUGCGAGCUCCGGGGCGUGCGAGGCAGAGCGUGUGUGUGUCAACACCAUUGGCUCGUUCAGGUGUGACUGUGCGCCCGGGUAUCGAACCUCUGGUCUUGGGAGACAGUGCCGAGACAUCAACGAGUGUUUGGAGGGAGAUUUCUGUUUCUCCAGAGGAGAGUGUGUGAACACACUGGGGUCCUACACGUGUGUGUGUUCUCAGGGAUUCACGCUGAGUGACAAUAGAACCACCUGCAUUGACGUGGACGAGUGUGUGAGGUCAGGUGUGUGUCCUGACGGCCGCUGUGUGAACACAGAGGGCUCCUUCCACUGCAAGUGUCAAACCGGCUUCACCACCAACCCCGAGAGGACGGCCUGCCUCGAUGUGGAUGAGUGUGUCUCGUCCGGCGGCGCCGUGUGCGUGUCACAGCGAUGUGAGAACACAAUUGGUUCGUACCGCUGCGUCACUUCCUGUGAGCCGGGCUACCAGGUCACUCCGACGGGCCGCUGCGUCGAUGUAAAUGAAUGUGCCAAUAAGACGGUGUGUGGACAGCACGCCUACUGUCAGAACCUGAUCGGAACCUACCUGUGUGUGUGUGACCAGGGCUUCACCUCCACCCCCGACGGGAAGGCCUGCGUGGAUGAAGAUGAGUGUGUGUCUCUGCCUGGUGUGUGUGGUCCUGCUCGCUGUGAGAACGUGGAGGGUUCCUUCAUGUGUGAAUGUGACCAACCGGGAGAAGAGUUUGACACCGCCACCAGGCAGUGUGUCAACACGGCACCACGAGCAGAGAUAGUCCCUGUGUACCCAUCCACCUCCUCCUCCGUCCAUGUCAGUAUGGUGGACUUGGCUCCGGUGCUGCCCCCCCUGCCUGCAGCUCGUCCAGGUGAGCUGAGGGAGUGUUACUACAACCUGGCUGAGCGGGGGACCUGCAGCCUGCUGGCCACCAACACCAGCCAGCAGGAGUGCUGCUGCACGGUGGGGGAGGGCUGGGGGCUGGGCUGCCAGUACCACACCUGCCCCUCCACAGACACAGCCGAGUUUCUGUCUCUGUGUCCCAGUGGCAGAGGAUACGUGAACCCCGGGCCUGGAGCCUUCAGCUACAGAGAUGUGGAUGAGUGUAAGCGUUUCCAUCCAGAGGUGUGUAAGAACGGAGUGUGUGUCAACAACAUCCCCGGAUACAACUGCUACUGCACCAGCGGAUACGUUUACAACAACACGCUGCUGGAGUGUGUCGAUCAUGAUGAGUGUGAGGAGGAGAGUUGUGUAGGAGGAGUUUGUGUCAACACGGUGGGUUCGUAUUACUGCAGCUGUCCGCCUCCUCUGGUGCUCGACGAAACACAACGUAACUGUGUCAACUCUUCCCACCUCACUGUGGAUGAGAACCUGUCUCUGUGCUGGCAGCAUGUCACAGCAGACCUGGUAUGUCAGAGUCCUCUGCUGGGAGCUCAGGUCACCUUCAUGGACUGCUGCUGUCAGUACGGGGAGGGCUGGGGGAUGGAGUGCGCCCUCUGCCCCUCCGCAGACUCCGACGACUACGCCACUCUGUGCAGCUCCUUUCUUCCUCCUCUGUUUCCGGACAGUUAUCCAGAAACCGGAAGAGAAACAGGAGGGAGAUCAGGACCUGGACGAGGACAAGGAGGAAUCUCUCCUCCAUACUUCCGUCCCUACAGCCCGGACUCUUUCCCUCCAGCUGUGCUCCCUGACUAUGACGACUACUCUCCAGCAGGGGGCAGCAGGUCCAGCUUCAGAGGCAGAACCCCCGCCACCUAUGGCCUGCCAGAUGGAUCCUACCACAGACCAGAGUACAGCACUGGUUACUACACGGAGGGAGACUACGGCCCCCCUGAUGGCUCCGUGCUCAGGCCUCCAUCCUUCCGCCUCCCUGCAGACCCCCGGGGGGAGAGGGCGUUUGGGGCCCGGCCUCCUCCUCCGUCCCGACCCGACGGUCCUCCUCUCAGCCUGGCCCCGCUGCCAGGCGCCUCCUAUGAGGUGGAGCAACAGGAGGAGGAGGAGGAGGUGGCAUGGAGGCCGGGCCCACCCUUCCCUCCCUUCACAGACAGGAGCAGAGGAGCAGGAGCAGGAGGAGGAGCAGCAGCACCAAGGAGAGUGUAUGAGAGGCGCUACGAGUCAUACGCCGGCCUGAGCACAGCGGAGGACUGUGGCAUCCUGCACGGCUGUGAGAACGGCAGGUGUAUCCGCAUCGCAGAGGGCUACACCUGUGACUGUUACCAGGGAUACGAACUGGACAUGACCACCAUGACAUGUAUAGACAUAAAUGAGUGUGAGAGCGGCGUGAGCGUGGACUUCCCGUGUGUGAACGCUCGCUGUGUGAACACCGACGGCUCGUUCCGCUGCGUCUGCAGGAGAGGAUAUGUCAUGUCCCGCAGAAUCAAUCACUGUGUGGCUGCGUAGACCGGACCGGACCGGAUUGGACUCGAUUAGACCAGUAUAAAUGGGCUAGAUGAUCGAGACUGGACUACACAACCGCAGACUGGCCUGGACUGGAUUAGACUAAACUGGCUUAGUCUUUACAAUCAGACCUGAUUUGACAAACUAGACUUGGCCAACAGAGAUGAACUGGGCUUAAAUACUCUAGGUUGCACUAAACUGGGAAAGGCCAGACUAGGCACCAGUUACACCAAGUCACUCUCGAUUAAAGUCCGACUUUAGAACCGUUUUUAGUUACAAUUUCUCCACGUUAUAGCAAAGACAACUUCAUUUUUGUGUUUACAUGUAACAGGGGACCUUGACAUUGUCCUGUAGUCUGGGAGGGGGCACUACAUUUAUGGAUAUUUUCUGUUUUAAAAAAAAAAGCUUUGGAUUGGGACCAGGAUGAGCUGAUAUUAUUAUAAAGUGACUGUUCACAUAAUUUCCAGGUGCAAAUAUGAAUUCUCCUUGUUGGAAAUAUAAUGAUAUAAAAGCUAUUUUUUCUAUUAUUCAAAACCACAUAAAACCGUUUUGGGGCAUAUUUGUAGAGACAACAUUGAAGUGUUAAACCAUCCAACUAGAAUUAACAAGAAACAAAAAACCAACAGAUUUAAGUAUAAAUAUCAUGUUUUUUUAUGCAUUAAAUAUUUGUAAUUCUUCUUCUCAAAUGAUUGAAAAUUGGGUUUCUUUUUGUUCUAGGACCCAAAAGAAAUAUCUAAAACCCUAAAAACGACAUCCACUUCCUCACAAAACAACAACAACAACAACAAAAAAACUGGCCACAUAGCAGCUUAUAAUGAUCCAUAUCCAGAAUUAUUGUUUGGCUGCGAUCUCCUGAAGUCUUAACGAUGGAAGUACUUAUAUUGCAUAAACACACAUAUACACACACGCACACACACAGGACUUGCACCAAUAUCAGACAGGAUUAACAUAAAAUAAAAAUAAAACUGUUCCCCUACAUUGUUCACAGUCGCCUCUCAGGUAAAGCCUACUAAUUCUGUUUAGAGUUUAAUGAAUAGUCAAAUAAAUAAUAAUAAAUAGUAAUUUAUGUAUUUUUGGGAGGCAAACAACUAAUUUUGCUGUUCAGGUAUGAGAAUUGAAAUUAUAUAUACACAGUCAUUUUAAUACUCCAUCAGUUGAUUCUGGUCCCAGUGUGAAAGGUCGAUCUGACUGCAACUUUUAGUCUCACAGGAAAUUAUUAACAUGUACAAAGAUGUUUAAAGCGACAGUGUCGGCCCAGUUUAAACCAGUCCAGCCCAGUUCAGCAGCAGUGGUUGAAACCAGACUAACUGUGAUUAGCCUCCGCUGGAACCAAGCUGUGCCAAAGUUCCCAUUCAUGUUUCUGAUGAUCCGGAGGUUGUAUCUAAAAGUCUGGUUGGUUGUUUUCAGCCAGAAGAGAGGGGAAAAAAGUGUCUUGAGACAUGUGAAGUUGUGCAGUAGAAGAAGAAGAAAACAGUGUGUGUUUGUUUUUUAUUUUUAGGGAACUAACCAGAGAAACACUGAGCUCAGAUCAGCUUAAAAACUACUUCUUAACUGCGGAGAAGAGUAAACAACAUAACAUAUACAUAUAAACGCCAGGUUCACUACAGUCUGUUUAAUAAAACAAAGAUUUGAAGGGCUUCAUCUGUAGACAUAAAAUAAUUAGCUCCCUGGCUAAUAAAGCAGCUGGGGAGUGUUCGAUCGGUGUGGAGACUGAAGAGUUUAAUUCAGCUGAGAAUAUAUUUACUCACAACUUCUGUUGGUUGAAAAAAUAUGAAUUAACUUGAUCACAUUUUGAUUUAAAUUAAUAUUUUGCUUUAAAAGAGUCGAGUUUAAAGAUAAUUGGUGUGGAAAAUAUCAGAAAGCCAUCAUCAAAUUAUGUUUUUGCAUUUUUAUUUUUUCUCUAAACGAUAUCCUGAAUGUAAAAAUACAAAACCCAAAACCAGGAAGAUUUCAGCUCUGUUUUAUUAAUAAUGAAUAAAUUGAGAUUGAGAUAUUUUGACUCGUUACAGAUGUGGAUAAUAAAACAUGUGGCUUGUUCCAUCUUCCAGAGAGAAACUUGUUUUCAUCAGUUUUUGUGUCACUCUGCUACAGUUUGUACAUUUAUAUACCCUGAGAGGAUUUUAUAAUCAACAGCACAUUAAUUAAUAAUAAAUAAUACAAUGAUUUCUCUUCACGAAACCAAAUUGAGCAAACAGUGAUGAAUGUUUGGGAUAAAUCUGGUGAUUUUCUAUAUUUUUCUCCUUGUCAACAGAUCCAAAAUCGUUUGUUACCAACAAGUAUUUUACACAUUUUUUUCCUCUGUGCCAUCGAGCUCCAUUAUUGUCCAAAGAACGAUUAAAAACACACCUGUGAGCCUCACUGCAGUUUUUUUAGACUCAGUUCCACACACACCGUCCUGCUGCCACAAAUACUCACUAAAACAUCAAAUGUCGAUUUAUCCGCUGCUGAAAAUAGUCCCCCAACAAAUGCAACAUUUCCUCCUGUUUGUUUGAUAAAAACUACAACUACAGAACAUAAAACUGCAUCUUUUCAGUCUUCAGUGGGUUGCUUUUGAACUUCAGGUUCUUUGACAAGAAAAAAAUAGAGAAUAAGUGUGAUUUCCACAUUUGAUUGACGUUUUUUUUUAAUGUGUUGAUGAAUUUCUGACAUGUCUGUACUUUUAUACUUGUUGGCAGAUGCAGCUUCCACUCCUGAAUGUACUGCGAGCUGCAUUCAGUCAUGUUUAACUCACAUUCCUCCACAAUAACCCUGUUAUAUUGUUACCAAAUGAACUGAGCUGUUGCAGCCUGUAAGAGAGUGUUUGUUAUGUUUUUAUUAUUAACUUUCUGAUAGUUAACAUGAUGAACGUGAUGAACUUUCACCUAAAGUUUGAUGUAUAACAUGCACUGUACCUACCAGAGACCAGCCUUUUGUCUUCACACAGGAUAUUUUGUACAAUGUUUAAAAUUUCAGUCUCUGGUAAAAAAAUGUUUUAAAAUUGUUCAUUUUUAUGGUUAAUGAUUCACUUUUUUUAUCAUUGUUGUUUGUAUGACAAGAAAUGAAAAUAUAUUUGCACACACUUUUAUUGAAACCUGUCUGUGUUGUUAUUUGUCUGGUGUGUACUGCUUAACUGCAGUAAAACUAAGACCACACGGUGAAAAUACUCCACUAAACUACUUAAGUAAAAGUAUGAUCGUAUUAUCAGCAAAAUGUAGUUAAAGUAAAAGUAUCUAUGAUGCAGUAAAAAGUGUUUUCCUUUUAAACCUGAUGUUUUUGUAUUAGUAUUCCUGCUGCAUUAAUAGUUAUGUUACAUUUUCCUGCAGUAGAUGUUUCAGGUUCAUUUUACCUCCUUUAUAUCCUGUUGGCUACUUUAAUCUGCAGUGAUGCAUCAUAUUCUAUAAAAAAUAUCCAAUGUUUGUAGCGUGUCUGUCCUGGUAGAACCUUGUAUCUCUAAACAGUCAGAAAAACAUCUGUUUUCAGCUUUGUGACGAGAACAUUCCCAGCUAAUCCAAGAGGUUUUUUUUUUACUUACUGUCCUAAAAAAUAUAUAAUUAAAGACAAAAAAAGAA